This is a messenger RNA of Rattus norvegicus (Norway rat), 9997 nucleotides long. NCBI's taxonomy places the organism in Eukaryota, Metazoa, Chordata, Mammalia, Rodentia, Muridae. The record is from RefSeq and is a predicted model, not a curated record.
CCAGAACUUCCCCUGCUCUGGCCAUGUAGACCUCAGACUCCUAGGCUUCUGAAGCCCACAGUCUCCCCUGGGAUUUACAAAGGGCCUACAUUUGUGUGACAUUGAACUAAGGUGAGGGAGGCCAGUGAUGGGGUUGGCUGGGAAAAAAGGCAGAGACCAGAGGGCCUGAGAUCUGUCAGUCUCUCCAUAGCAGCAUACACGGUGCAGGUCUCUGGACUGCACAAGGAACGUGGGUCUUUGAACCUUGCCUACUCACUACUGCUCUAUAAAUCGGUGUCUUAAGGCCAGGGAUGGAAGCCAGAGAAACUCAGAUUUUAAAGCUCCUCACAGCUGCUCCAGGACCCCCUUACAUUAUGAUAUUUUGUUGGAUUUUAUUUUGAAGUAUAUGUAGACACUUAACUGUGGUUUCCCACGUGGAUCCUCCUUAAGAGCAAAAAGGCAAGAAAUUCCUUCGGCAUGAAGAAAUGCCGUUAAUGAGUUCCAGAGCUCAAUCUGCACCACUCCGGCCCCCUGCAGCAGUCAUCUGGAUACCAUCGAUGGUAUUUUAUUAGACAGGCAUUUAAUUAGAGAAAGUUUGUGGGGCCAGAUUCUUUCCAGCAUGUGAUUCACAUUCAGGAAUUUCUUACACAUCCACCUCUCCCCUCAUGCUGUUUGGCCCUGUGCUUAAAAUCUGAGUAAUAAGACAUCUUUGAAGAUUUAAACCAAGUAAUGCAAAAAAAAAAAAAAAAAAAAAGCUCAGCCUGAAGAACCAAGAAGCAGGGUCAGCCCAAAGGGAUGCAUUAGCCUCAGAGCCACCCUGGUUGUGAGUUGCCAAGCAUUUUUUAAAAAGAGGGUUAAAAAUCCAGAUAGAGAACAUUUUUAACAUUGGUAAACUGAUAGUGAAUGUGCCUAGAGGCUCGUUUAGUUUGGUCUUCCCUUUUUUUUUUUUUUUUUUGGUUUUUUUUUUUCGGAGCUGGGGACCGAACCCAGGGCCUUGCGCUUCCUAGGCAAGCGCUCUACCACUGAGCUAAAUCCCCAGCCCCUGGUCUUCCCUUUUUAUCUAGAGCCGCUGACCAUGUGCGUUUAGCCUGCUUUCUCCACUCAGAAUGCUUUCUGUCUUCUCUGAGCAGCACUGUGUUUGCCACAGAUGCAGCCCUCACCGAAUGAGCACUGAGUUACAGGUAGAUUCAGCCUAUGAGUCGUCACUCAGGUGUAGUUUCUCUGUGUGCCUCUGUCUUGAUCGCUUGGCUUUGCCUGAGCCCCUUACCUGGGUUAGCUAGAAUUUCAAGAGUGACCGUUAACUCUCCUGCAAGCUGUUUCCCGAGCUGUUUCUCGGUCCUCUCUCCCAUCUGUAUGCAUUGCUCCUCCGAGCUCCUCCAAGGCUUCCCUCCCUCCAUCACGGUGCAUGGCUCGGGUCUGUUCUGUUGUUGCUGAAUUCUGCCAAUGAAAUGCAAGAAUUUUCUUGGUGAUAUAAGUAUCGAGCCAGUUUCUUCAAACUCGAAGGGCAGGCUGUAGCUUCAUGCUGGCCAAGCAAACACAGAGGGACAGGCACGAUGAUUGGCAGACCCCUCUGAGCAGGGACUAACUAAAGGCAUUGACUUUGGUGACACCAAAGAACCGACUGGCACUGUUCUUUCCUGGUUGGUUCAAUCCACCCCUUUCCCUCGUGUUGAGCUGAAAGUUCAAACAGGGAAAAUGAACUCACUGGAGACCGAAUACCAGGUACUGGAUGUUAACACAAAAGGCCUGGCAUUCAGGCCAAAAUUAGCCUCUUCGCGUCAGUUUUCUUUUAACUGAAGAAGAAAUAAUAAUGAAAAUCGUUUUUUAAAAAUCCCAUAAUGAUCCAGACGUGGAGUCAGCUUAGAUCAAAGAUCCAUGCGGCCCGGUUGCCACCAGUGGGACAGAAAGCUGUGUGGUUCUUCCUUUAGUAGCCUAGAGAGAGACUUCUGAGUAUGUCUCCUGGCAGCAGGGGUUGAAGUGUGGAUUCAUUGUCAGCCAGCUGUGGCAGGGACAAGGUAAAGGGGUAGGUCUGUUGGAAAAAAGGUCUUCAUCCGAUGAACAGCAUAGCAGUCUGAGAAAGCCAUAGAUGAAACCUCUCACCCAGAAGCUUGUUGCUGUCCAAGAAAACCCGACCAGAAAGAAGCUAUGGACGAGCUUAAAAACCUCUUGAGAGCUCUCCAAGCAGCUAGGCUUUGCCUUGUUCAGCGUGACGACAUGGAGCCCGGGAUGGCCACUGGGCGUAGCCUAGAAGGGGGCUCCCCUGCACACUCGUGGCUCUGGUAUUGGACGGCAGCUUCCCAUGGUAGGCAGCAUUUGUACUUCUCCCUGAGGACUCUGGGUCAGGUUAGCUGUUCUUUGGUGACUUCAGAUGACAGCUGUUGAUGUGGGAAGCCUGCAGCUGUUGGGUUGGAGUUUGAAAGGUCAGCUGAGUGAGACAAGGGUUGGUGCUGCAGCCAGGUGGCACUGCAGCUCCCUGCUGGGGCCAGGCGGGGCCGCUUCAGAAUAUUGAGCAGUGGUAGGAAAUUGCAGAAGGCAAAGCACUUGGCCAAGGCACUUACAGAGUCUGGAGGUGGGAAUGGGACAUGUGGGGUACAGGGAGCUUUGAGGUAUUGGGUCUACACGAGGCUGGGUGGUCAGCUGUCCCUAAGGUAGGACACAGCAGAGGGGUCGUUUAGGUGCGUGUGGCACAGUACUGACCAGUCUGUCAUCCCUCACGAUGUUGUCUCAUGCAGCUGCACCCUCCACUCCUUUUCCCCCCGGCUUCCAGUGCCCUUUGUGAGAAGCAAGGCCCUGGCCUCUCUGCCUGCGGUGUUGCACAAAGACCACACUUAGUUCUUGAGUUACCGAGAAUGACUGUUCUCCCCGGGAGCACCGAGAAGGGAUGAGGGGUUGUCGUCCCUUGCUCUCACCUCUUCCCUCCUUGGAAAAUUUGCUGCAAACCUCACUAACCGAAUCUCACCAGCCCAGCCCGUGUCUUUUAACACAAUUUCCUCCUGUCCUCUCUGUGUGUGCAUUUAAUCCUCGAAGUAAUAAUAUGUUAUAUUAAAAUUUUCUAAUUCACUGAAUUAAUUCUCAAGUAGAAAAGUCUGGGGACUUCGUUCUCAUGUCUGUCGUUUGUUUAAUAAAUUUAAGAGACAUUCUUUCCAUUGUUCCAUUGUGCACAGUUUUGUCAGCAUGUACCUGCCACCUGGGAGAAGACGCUCUGUUUUGAACACUCUGUCUUGGUCCUCGGAGCAUGGCAAACCCUCUGUCCCUUGCACUGUUGGAGCACUGUUUGGUGUCCUUUUCUUUAAAACAACCCAAAACACUGCCUAAAUACCAAUUUGUACCUGGGAUACCCAUUGUAGAACAGCACAGCACUCCUCUCACCCAGUGGCACUUGGACAGACUGAAACGUGUUCACCCGAGUGCCGGGAGAAGUGUAGACUUGGCUUUCGUGGCUCAUCUUCUCUCAAGGCCUUGCACCAUAUAAGGUGCCAUGGGGUGGAGCAAGCCCUUGAAGGAGAGCAGGGUCACUGUGAAGGGGGACAGAUGUCAGUGGAACAGAUCGCAUCUGAGACAGCAGCUUACAUGGGAUGCUCACACAGCCGGCCUACCACAGGCUGGGCUUUCCUAUUCCAUGGGAGUAAAACACCCGAGAUAUAUUGGCUUUGGUGGGAGGGAGUGGGGCAUGGUCUGUGAAGGAAGCCAUGCUGGUGUCUCCAGCAGGCAAGCCCUCUGUCCUUCCGGUGGGCACCCACAGUGCAUGCUCCUCAGAUGCUGUCCGCUUUCACACCUGCACUGUGCUUCAGUGUGGAACCUUCACACAGCAUGAACUCCUGUCACCUGGGCGCUCUCUGUCCUCUCUGACAACCAUGAGUUUGGUGACUGAGCAUGGAAGAAACUCAUGUCAAAUGUUUGCAUGGUACUAAUACCUCGUGUUACUACUCUGAACUCAAGAGGCUUUUAAAAAAAAAAAAACCCGUCCUUACGGGCAUCCGGCUGUUAACGAACAAAAAAACCUGUUUGAUGUGAUUGUUCUUUCCCACCAAUGGCUGAAGCUUUGUCCUUCCUACAAGAUGGCACACUAGACUCCAUGUUCUCAUCCCUACAGUGACAUCAGGUUCAUAAGUUUUCCACCAUCUUCAAACAAAGCAGCAUUCUCCUGUCUCCUUGCCCUAUAUGUAAGAUCUGUCUUGUGUGCUCUCUGCCAUUUUUACCCUGAGUCGCCCCCUGUCUGUCCGUCCGUCCGUCCUCCUGUCCGUCCACCUGCCUGUUUUUCUGGCGUCACUGUUGCUUGUCUGAAUGGCUUGGCGACAGAUCGUGAAGUGAAUGGCCUGUUGCCUGUUGAGUUUUUCUCAAAGGGCGCUGGUUCUGAGAAGCGCGUGUAACUUUCCCCGACCACCUAAGGCACUACGAAGAGGACCCCGUCUCUAACACUGGUAAACUGCGACCUCUCUCUUCCGUGUGGGAACCUUGCCAUUCCAGCCAGCUGUUGUCCUAGGGUCUGCUGGGCAGGGACCCACCUCUGACUCAGUGUGGUGGGGAUUUCCUCAUGGUUGGUACACAGACCAGACAGUCUCUAUCGAGAUUUCAUUGUCUUCUUUUAUAGUGGGAAGUCGUGAGUUUGAAAAGAGUCCUGCGUUUCUUCUGUCUUUCCUACGUAUGCCUCGGGGUGAACACAUUCUGGGUACAUAGGUUAAAAGUAGAUAUUUUAGAACCAGGUAACAAAAGAUAGGAUUGUGGCCCCUAAAACCUUGCAAAGGAAGUCAGUUUAUUCGGGGGAAUAGUGAAGAAAUGUUGAAAGUAGAAGUCAUCAGCGCCAUCAAAUUUUCUCAUUUUAUUAUUUAUCAAAUGGUGAGUUUUCUAGUUUUCAAUUCAUUGGGUUUUUUACUCUCUUUACAGGAAAAGAACCUACACAAAAUCCCUAUCAAGUUUAAAAUUAGACACUCAUCAACUUACUGACUAGUUUACGAAGUGGGGCAGGUCCAGAAGCAUGUGAAAUGCCAUUUUAAUUACCUGAGAAAUAGAUUAAUAGAUUGGUGUUCUCUCUCUCUCUCUCUCUCUCUCUCUCUCUCUCUCUCUCUCACUCUCUCUCUCUCUCCCUCCACCCCUCCCUCCACCCCUCCCUCCCUCUCCACACCCCCCCCUCCAAGGCUUUGGCCUAAUCUGAAGAGGCAGGUCAUUAAUAGGAAGCUUGUGCCAGUCCUCAGAGGGGACGGGAGGCAGGAAGCUGGGUUGCUCCUACAAGUGCCUGCUUCCCCGAGACCACUCAUAUCCUCUGAUAAGGAGUCUGCCCUGAGUGUCUGAGCUCAGCCUCCUGUGGGCCAGGAGAGAAUUAUGAAUGCAUUCUAAAAGAAAGUGACAGCGCUGCAGAGGCAGGCUCUAGGGUGGGUGAUAGUCUGAAAUCCUCAAAAAUGGCAGGGCCACUCCCAAGUCCCGUGAUUAUUUCUAGAACGACAAAGUGUCCACUUAAGGAGAUUUGAAAAGGCAACUGCCAGGACUGGGUGCCCUAAGAGCAGUGAUGGCCCACCCGGCUGACGUGAACCCAGACGGCUUCACACAGAUUAGUGAGGGAGGAAGAAAUCACGUGGGAAAGAGCAAAGGACUGGGGAGCUACUAACCUGAGUGCCUGAGGAGGUACAUGGCGACUUUUAGAAGUAGGGAAUGAUUUUUAUAAAGCCACUUGAAAUUUCCAGAGGUUUAGUGAGCAGCCGAUCUCUCCCUAAUUAUGAUAUCUCUUCCUGCCUCUUGCCUUACUGUCCAGGUGCUUUCUUGUAGGGUCCUACAGAAUUAUUUACCUGUAGCUCCCCGACAAAGAAAUGUCUCAUUUUCAUUUGUCAUCAGGAAAAGGUGGUUUAAAGAGCAGAAACCCAAGCGUCAAUCAUUCCGCACCUAAUCCCAAUUCUGUGUAGCCGUCCGUACUAACUCUAUAUAACCUUGAACCCUGGCUUGCUGUAGACACACCCUUCACGCCUGCCAGUCUGGAGACCCGAGCUGCCAGAUCCUACUUACUGCUCUUACUAGCAUGUCUCAUUGAUUGCCGCGUGGCAAACGGUGACGUCUUCAUUUGGGUACUGUAUCCCAUGUGAGGUUCCCAAGCCUCGAGGACGGGGCCUUGUCUCCAUAGGCCCAGCUUCAGAAACUUGGGCGUCUCCUUCCUUAGCUUUGCUGACGGAUUCCUAGAUCAAAGUGUUGGUGUUUAACCGUGUCUUAGUGUGACAGUUUUACACACCCAGCCCUCUUCCUUUCCUGAGUAGACCCAAGAACCUCUUCAGAAAAGGAAAUUAACCACCCCAACUUGGUUAACCCACCCCAACCCACCCCCUGCCCCCGUGAGGCAAUCAGACAUGGUUAGACCACAUGUAGAACCCUUCGGGCAAACCUGAGCUGUUGCCUGCCUUUUCUAUCCCUGGGGCAAGCGAGCAGGGCAGCCUUCCACCGUCUCUCUGAGGUAGUCUGUCCAGUAGGAAUUCUUCCAAACCUAACCAACUCUGUUCUUUAAAAGGUGUCAGGGCAUCCCCCUCUCAGAGACCGGUCUGUCGCUUAUGCUUCCAGCCUGCCCAGUGAACUAACGCCAAGCCUCGCCGGGGUGGGGGAUGGGGGGCCGCUCAGGCAGGACCUUAGCUUUUACCUGUGGAGGGUGGUGUGGUUGUCUCUGAAUGUGUGCACCUUACUCUCUCCUCGUGCGGCAGGAGGCGGCAGGCGGUUUGUUCUCUGCUGCUGGAAGCUGUUCACAGCCUGCCGGUAACCAUCUCCUCCACAGCCCGCCCCACUUGAAGCUAGCUUUCUAACAACUUUUCAUCCUUGGCUCCAACUCUCUCAGAGAGGUGAAUGCUUUUUCUGUACCACGUCACUGCAGCCCCAAGGCCCAGCAUGCUGUCACUUAUAACCGGCCCACCCGAUCUCGUGAGAGCGGACGGCUCCCUGACUGGUAGCCCUCACCUUUCAGAGCUGUCCAUCAACUCGCAGGGAGGAGCCGCCCCAGCCAACGUGACCCUGUCUCCCAACCUGAGUCCUGACAACAAGCAGGCCUCUCCCCUGAUCAGCCCGCUCCUGAACGACCAAGCGUGCCCAAGGACCGACGAUGAAGAAGAGGGCCGGCGAAAGAGAUUCCCAACCGACAAGGCAUACUACAUUGCUAAGGAAGUCUCCACCACAGAACGCACAUACCUGAAGGAUCUUGAGGUCAUCGCUUCGUGGUUCCAGAGCACAGUCAGCAAAGAGGACUCCAUGCCUGAAGCUUUGAAAAGUCUCAUAUUUCCAAACUUCGAACCUUUGCACAAGUUCCACACCAAUUUUCUGAAGGAGAUUGAGCAGCGUCUCGCCCUGUGGGAAGGCCGCUCAAACGCCCACAUCAGAGGAGAUUACCAAAGAAUCGGGGACGUCAUGCUGAAGAACAUUCAGGGCAUGAAGCACCUGGCGGCCCACCUCUGGAAGCACAGCGAGGCCUUGGAGGCCCUGGAGACCUCCAUCAAGGGCUCCCGGCGGCUGGAACACUUCUGCCGAGACUUCGAGUUGCAGAAGGUGUGUUACCUGCCGCUCAACACCUUCCUCCUGCGCCCGCUGCACCGGCUCAUGCACUACAAGCAGGUCCUGGAGAGGCUGUGCAAGCAUCACCCUCCGAACCAUGCCGACUUCAGGGACUGCAGAGCUGCGCUGGCAGAGAUCACAGAGAUGGUGGCACAGCUGCACGGUACCAUGAUCAAGAUGGAGAACUUCCAGAAGCUGCAUGAGCUCAAGAAGGAUCUGAUUGGCAUUGACAAUCUUGUGAUCCCAGGAAGGGAGUUCAUCCGCCUGGGUAGCCUCAGCAAGCUCUCCGGGAAGGGGCUUCAACAGCGCAUGUUCUUCCUGUUCAACGAUGUCUUGCUGUAUACCAGCCGGGGACUGACGGCAUCUAAUCAGUUUAAAGUCCACGGACAGCUCCCGCUCUAUGGCAUGACGAUCGAGGAGAGUGAGGAGGAGUGGGGCGUACCCCACUGCCUGACCCUGCGGGGCCAGCGGCAGUCCAUCAUCGUGGCCGCCAGUUCCCGAUCAGAGAUGGAAAAAUGGCUGGAGGACAUCCAGAUGGCCAUUGACCUGGCUGAGAAAAGCAAUGGGCCCACCCCCGAACUCCUCGCCAGCAGCCCCCCUGACAACAAGUCCCCGGAUGAAGCCACAGCUGCUGACCAGGAGUCAGAAGACGACCUGAGCGCCUCUCGGACCUCGCUGGAGCGCCAGGCCCCUCACCGUGGCAACACCAUGGUGCACGUGUGCUGGCAUCGCAGCACCAGCGUCUCCAUGGUGGACUUCAGCAUUGCCGUGGAGAACCAGCUCUCUGGGAACUUGCUGAGAAAGUUCAAGAACAGCAAUGGCUGGCAGAAGCUGUGGGUGGUAUUCACCAACUUCUGCCUGUUCUUCUACAAAUCACACCAGGACAGUCACCCCCUCGCCAGUCUACCGCUGUUGGGCUACUCACUCACCAUUCCCUCAGAGUCUGAGAACAUCCACAAGGACUACGUGUUCAAGCUGCACUUCAAGUCCCACGUGUACUACUUCAGGGCUGAAAGCGAAUACACAUUUGAAAGGUGGAUGGAAGUGAUCCGAAGUGCCACCAGCUCGGCCUCUCGGGCCCACAGCCUGAGUCACAAAGAAUCUCACCUGUACUGACGGCUGGACACGCCCACUGGACACGCCCACUGCCGCACCAUCCAUGGCUGCUUUCCUGGAGGAUACCUUGAAAUCCAGCAAAAUCCAUACCUGUGUGAGCACACCGAUGGUCUGCAGUGGUUCUCGCCCACCUCCCUUUACAGGCCAAUAUCCAAACAUUGUCUUUUCCAGUACUAGUCUCUUUGGACAGCCUUUCCCUCCAGGCCUAGGGCAUGGGAGGGCUUGUCUUGCCAUUCCUUCUCCAGGGGCACUUUAGCUUGUGCCAGCAUUGACACAGUGUCAUCAAGAGUGCCAAACGACUGCAGUACAUCCAGCGCAGGGCCCCAUGCCCCUUCACCGUGUCAGAGAAGACAUGGCGAGUGGGCUUUUCACCUACAGACUGCGGCUUUCCAAACGGAUUUCCCCAGUGUUUGCAACACACAGCGCAGUCUUAAGUAAAUGAGAUCAUUUUUGGAUUUCAUUUUUUUCCAGUCUUUCUACUUUUAUAAUAGGACAUCCGUAGGACUCACUUUUCUGGAAUAAGCAAUUUGUGGAGUACUCCAUUCCACUAAAGGGGUUGGCUCCAGGGAGACCCUGGUUGCCAUACCCACUUCCUUGGUGGAAGUUGACCAAACUGUUUGUGAUUACUAUUUACAAAAAUGUAGUGGGGUUGUUUUCUGUGGAGAAGCAGAUACCCAGUGGAAUACGUGGGCGUCACCGCCCUGCGUGUGGCGUGUUCAGUGGGGACUCCUAGGCCGUGAUGUUUUGCUGUCUGUUUCACAAGCAUGAGAAGGUGUAUGUCGUUGACUGGGGCCAUUUGUGCUGUUACAUUUUGGGGCAUUGAGUGAGCUUCUUGGAGAAGCACUGUAUGGAAAUGGUACGUAAUCCCAACCCUGGUGAUUGGCCCCAACUCCCCGCAAGGCCGUGGUUUGGUUUGAACCCGCACAUUCUCUAAUAGUAUCUAUUGUGCCUGUCUUCAAGUCUUUCUCUUUUUAUACUCAUUCCUUCUGGGCACGGGGUACAGACAGGAUGACAGCCCACAUCCUGGACAGACUCCUCUGGGGGACCUGGUUGCCAAACACUACCUGAGCCUCCCAGUGGAAAAAUGUUUGCUUGUUCUCUAGGGUGGCUGGGUGGCUGCCAUUCCCUUCAUGCACAGAGCCUGCUAUAAUGCAAGCUGGCCAGGUCAGCAGUCCCCUCUCCCUGUGCCCUACACCCCAGCAAGGGCCUUCUUACCUGAAAACAGACCCAACGUUGAGGGUUUGCGGCUGGUGUCAGAGACUCACAUGGAUGAGGAGUAAGAUGUGUCAAUCAUUUGCCUUACAAUGUACCAGAUGGUUCUAAGUACUAACAAAAGGGAAUAAAAAUACCUCAAGCCACGAUCCAGCACACACAGUCUGAGGCAAAACCA